Gossypium arboreum is the source of this 1518-nucleotide messenger RNA. RefSeq names its product phosphatidylinositol/phosphatidylcholine transfer protein SFH3-like. Lineage: Eukaryota; Viridiplantae; Streptophyta; Magnoliopsida; Malvales; Malvaceae. The coding region runs from base 157 to 1164 and encodes 335 amino acids. The transcript is spliced from 11 exons. The record is from RefSeq and is a predicted model, not a curated record.
UAAAAGGAGUAAUAUUACCCGCAAUAGUCAUUCGUUUACUUAUUUUAUAAUAGGAAGUGUCAAAUUAUAGUAGUAGGAAAAGGAAAGAAAUCUAGAGUAAUAGUUGGAGUGUGAAUAGCUCUACCAUCAAUCACCUACAAUCAUCUCUGCUUCGAAAUGGGGAUCGUUUCUCAGGAAGCCAUCCUUGAGUUGCAGGCAUUGAUGGAUUCAGUCGAAGAGCCUCUCAACAUUACAUUUCAGAAUGUCCAUCAAGGUUUUAGAGCUGAAACAUUGGUGCGGUUUCUAAAAGCAAGAGAAUGGAAUGUUGCCAAAGCCCAUAAAAUGUUGGUGGACUGCUUGCAUUGGAGGGUGCAGAAUACCAUUGACGAUAUGUUAGCAAAACCCAUUGUUCCUUCAGAACUUUAUGGAGCAGUGCGUGAUUCACAGCUCAUAGGAAUGUCUGGCUACUCAAGAGAGGGUCUUCCUGUCUUUGCUAUUGGUGUGGGGCUUAGCACGUUUGACAAAGCAUCUGUUCACUACUAUGUGCAAUCACAUAUUCAAAUCAAUGAAUAUCGGGAUCGUGUAAUUCUGCCUUCUGCGUCUAAAAAGCAUGGGCGACCUAUAACCACCUGUAUAAAAGUAUUAGAUAUGACUGGCCUGAAGCUUUCAGCACUGAGCAAAAUAAAGUUGUUGACAAUCAUCUCCACAAUUGAUGACUUGAACUACCCAGAGAAGACAAAUACAUAUUACAUUGUAAAUGCGCCAUAUAUUUUCUCUGCUUGUUGGAAGCAGGUUGUCAAGCCCCUUUUGCAAGAGAGAACAAGGAAAAAAAUUCAAGUUUUGCCAGGUUGCGGUCGAGAUGAACUAUUGAAAAUAAUGGAUAUUGCAUCACUACCACAUUUCUGUAGAAAAGAUGGGUCAGGAUCAUCACGCAAUUCAGAAAAUGAAAACUGCUUUUCGCUGGAUCAUCCUUUUCAUCAACAACUCUACAACUACAUAAAGCAGCAGUCCUUAAUCACUGAACCUGCUCAACCUAUCAAACAGGGAUCUUUUCAUGUCGAUCUACCCGAGCCAGCUGCUGAAGAAACAGAGAUUGCUAAAAGCCUGGAGUCAGAGUUGCAAAAGUUUGAGAAGGGGAACAUGCUGUCUAAGUCCACCGAUGGCAUCAAAACUGAUGAUGACUGAUACUGAUUAUGCACUGUUCGACUUAACUCUUGUUUCCCAAUCAGAAUCAAAAUUAGCAUUCAGCAUGCUUUGUUGUUGGUGUUGUUAGAGGAGGAAUGUUGUUUGACUCGGUCAUUCCGGUUAUAUAGUAGGAUAUAAAGAAAAGAGUAACACAUCUGGCUCGCAUUAUCUUUUAGGUUAGUUUAAAGUUAAUAAUAUAGUGUAUGUGCAUGUGUAUGUUUGGAAAGGUCACAUUUUGGGUGGAUAAUUAGGUUUGAAGUUCAACCUCAGCUGAGUUGUAGGAAUACUAUUGUAAUAAUAUUGAGUUUAACUUUAUUAGUUUACAAUAAUAUAAUAUUACUUUGAAUAGAGAAA